CGUCUGAGAAGGUUCGUCGACAUGCAGAGCUGUACAUUCUUAGUCCUGGCGGCCGUCGUGGCCAUGGCACUGGCAGAGGGCCAGUUUUACGUGCCUCGUUCGUACUACAUAAUCGACGCGGAAGGCCACGAGUCAGCGCCGGUGCCGCUGCGACGUCUGCGCCGCUCUCUGCAGCCCUACCCCUACUCUGCCGGAGCUAACGCUAACGCAAAUGCCAACGCUGAAGCAUGGGGAGGAGCGAAUGCUAACGCGAAUGCCAAUGCCAAUGCCAACGCCAGAAGUCAAGGAUGGGGCGGAAAUGGCGUGCCGUCCGGCUACUACGGUGCUAGCAAACCUGCUGCUUUGAAUGCGGGACAGUCGCGACGUCAAUCUGGGCCUGUCACUGGGGCUCGCUCCGUGCUAUCCAGCUCAUCAGUAGGCGUGGACUCUUCGGGCAAGGGAUAUUAUGAUCAGUACACCUCCGUAGGGAACUAAAUGUUGAUAAAUAUUCUUGGCUCUUUGGAAUAAGACCGCACUGCGGUUAUUUUAUUUUAAUGACCACCAUGACGGUAUUGUGAUUUCAGUUUCAAAUACUAGAUACAAAACGUAAACUAACAAUAAAUGUAUUUAUUUAUUUAUGCGGAUGGAUGAGUGUUUAAAUAAAAACAAAAAAUGUU
Messenger RNA from Amyelois transitella, 656 nucleotides. RefSeq lists its product as uncharacterized. The coding region runs from base 22 to 474 and encodes 150 amino acids. NCBI's taxonomy places the organism in Eukaryota, Metazoa, Arthropoda, Insecta, Lepidoptera, Pyralidae. The record is from RefSeq and is a predicted model, not a curated record. The transcript is spliced from 4 exons.